Rhagoletis zephyria (snowberry fruit fly) is the source of this 1489-nucleotide messenger RNA. It is a transcript of the gene Paics, whose product is annotated as PAICS bifunctional enzyme. The record is from RefSeq and is a predicted model, not a curated record. Gene Ontology annotation, molecular function: phosphoribosylaminoimidazolesuccinocarboxamide synthase activity. Gene Ontology annotation, cellular component: cytosol. Lineage: Eukaryota; Metazoa; Arthropoda; Insecta; Diptera; Tephritidae. Gene Ontology annotation, biological process: 'de novo' IMP biosynthetic process.
AGUUUUUAAGAGAAUCACAGUCUAUAAGACGCACUCAGUACGCUUCAGACGAUCGAGCUUGUCGCAGCUAUUAGCACGCUGGUUUAUGAGUUGUAUGAAAAAUUUAAAUUAAAUUAAAAAAAGAACACGUGCGACAGUUAAAGCAACAAACACGUAUUAAAAUGGCUACUAUUGGCGGCUACAAAUUGGGUAAAGCUAUCAUAGAGGGUAAAACAAAACAGGUUUACGAUCUACCCGAACAUCCCGGCUUGUGUCUGUUGCUCAGCAAAGAUCGCAUAACAGCUGGCGAUGGUGUGAAGGCGCACGAUCUGCAAGGCAAGGCGGAGAUAUCCAACACCACUAAUGGACUGGUAUUUGGCAUUCUAAAUGAAGCGGGCAUAAACACGGCCUACGUUAAAUCUUGUGCGCCCAACGCCUUCAUCGCUAAGAAAUGUGAAAUGAUACCGAUCGAAUGGGUGACCAGACGUUUGGCGACUGGCUCGUUCCUAAAGCGGAAUGUGGGCGUACCGGAGGGAUACAGAUUUUCCCCACCCAAACAGGAGACAUUUUUCAAGGAUGAUGCCAAUCAUGAUCCACAGUGGUCUGAUGAACAAAUAAUUUCGGCAAAAUUCCAUUUAAAUGGCGUGUUAAUAGGUCAGGAUGAGUUAGACACCAUGAAACGUACCACUGUGUUGGUGUUUGAGAUUUUGGAGAAAGCUUGGGCAACAAGAAAUUGUGCGCUGAUUGAUAUGAAAGUGGAAUUCGGUAUUGAUACUGAAGGCAACAUUGUGCUCGCCGAUAUUAUCGACUCCGACUCGUGGCGUCUGUGGCCAUCCGGCGAUAAGCGUCUAAUGGUGGACAAGCAGGUCUAUCGAAAUCUGGCCACAGUCACUGACAGUGACUUGGAUACGGUAAAACGCAAUUUCAUCUGGGUCAGCGAACAGCUCAAGGACAUUGUACCAGCUAGAGAUCAUCUGGUGGUUAUUCUAAUGGGUAGCGCCUCCGAUACCGCGCAUUGCGAGAAGAUCGCCUCGCACUGCAGCCAAUUGGGCCUCAACACAGAACUGCGUGUCACCUCGGCGCACAAGGGACCCGAAGAGACAUUGCGCAUUAUGCGUGAAUACGAAAGCGUAAUCAAUAAUCUGCUCUUCAUUGCUGUGGCAGGACGCUCGAAUGGCCUUGGGCCGGUAUUGUCGGGCAGCACCACAUACCCAGUAAUUAAUUGUCCACCCUUGAAGCCUGAAAACUUACAAGUGGAUGUUUGGUCAAGUUUGAAUGUGCCCUCAGGCUUGGGCUGUCCGACGGUUUUGUAUCCUGAAGCAGCGGCGCUGCAUGCCGCACAAAUUUUAGGCCUAAACAACUAUAUUAUCUGGUCCAAAUUGCGUGUGAAGCAAUUGAAUAAUUUUAUUACUUUGAAGAAGGCUGACGAGUUGGUGCGUGGAGUGCGUAAAGCCUAGGUGUUUUGUGAGCCGGGCUUGUGUUUCAAUAAAUACGUUAUAUUAUUCUAUUA